AUGUGUGAUAUAGAAGUUCAAAUACAAAAACUGGUGGUACAUUUUUGUAAGAUGUUGCCAAACCAUGUAAACAAAUGGGAAUCGGUAAUAAAGGACGCUAAUGGACCGUUAAAAGCGCUUGUAAAUUUUUCCGACCAGCUGCGCCACAUUGAAAUGGCCAACAUAAAAGAUAUUGAUGAUUUUUGUAAUAUACAAAAUAAACUUCAGUAUCAAAUCCUUAGCUCUAUAGAAGAGGAGUUUAGUUUUUUAAAGCCUAAAAUUGAAGCCCUAAAUACUGCUAAUCAUGAGCUAAAAAAUAAGUUAUCAGAACUUGAAAGAUCAACUAUACCUUUGGAUUUUGACAUUGGCUCGCCAUUAAUCCAUGGUACAGCAAUUCAACCAUCGUUAUCACGUGUGCUAAAAAAUGGAUUACAAUUUUGGACUUUUUUCUCGAAUGCAGUUAAGAAAAUAAAUGAAAGCUUUAAAUCCUUUGAUGUUAGGAACGAAACAUCGGUUCAAGAGUUGGAAAAUUCCUUUAAAAUUAAUAUAAGGGAUGAACGACUUACGUAUUUGCUUGCUUUAACUCAGUAUGUAGAUAAUGAAAGAGCUAUAACAUAA
Molecule: messenger RNA, 597 nt
Organism: Brassicogethes aeneus
Lineage: Eukaryota; Metazoa; Arthropoda; Insecta; Coleoptera; Nitidulidae
Source: the annotation of a GenBank genome assembly